This is a messenger RNA of Rasamsonia emersonii CBS 393.64, 2176 nucleotides long. Its product is annotated as Glutamate carboxypeptidase II. Gene Ontology annotation, molecular function: carboxypeptidase activity. The transcript has a single exon. The annotation marks the transcript as partial. The record is from RefSeq and is a predicted model, not a curated record. NCBI's taxonomy places the organism in Eukaryota, Fungi, Ascomycota, Eurotiomycetes, Eurotiales, Trichocomaceae.
AUGGGCCUCGACAAGUCCGAGUAUGAGUCUCUUCCCAUCCCCACCUACGAAGAAGCCAUUUCCUCUCGUCCAAGUUCCUCGCGUGUCGGUCCCGAAGAAGCCAGCGACGAUGCGGAGAGGCAGGGCCUUCUCCAACAUGGCGACUCGAGUGGCAGCGGUUCCGGCUCCCGGCCGCACCCCCAUGGACGAUAUCAACCGCCAACCGUCGAAUCGGCACGGUCGAGCCUCGACUUUCUCCCUUCGUCGGGGGAAAAUUCCCCGCGGGAGUCGAUGGAGGAGCUGCAGAGGGAGCUGCACGAGAUGGAUGUAGACGAUACCGGGCAAGCUUCAUCCGAGAGCAUGCACUCCCAGCUGGGACAGCGUUUCUCGAAACAGCUCAGCAGUCUCACACGGACACUAUCCGCGAUCAAACAACCACUACGGAAAUAUCUGCCGCGACUUCAAUUUCGAUCCGACUUUUGGCGAAUUCAAGUGAGGGAGGAUGGCGCAGGAUGCAUGAUCAUCCUGCGCGUGGUGGGAGUACUGAUCUUGGCGUCGCUCAUUUAUCUCCUAUUUGUCUCCGACGUCUUUGCUGUAGGCAGCCGCCUCAGUGUCGGACAGUCGUAUACACCGUCAUCUGUUGAGAAUUUUGUGCAGGGUCACAUCAAUGAGACAAACAUUGCAGAGAAGCUAGAAAAAGCCUCGAGGUUUGCGCACAUGGCUGGGACAGAGGGCAGCUACGUGUUGGCGGAGUGGAUUGAGCAGGAAUUUACGAAGGCUGGCUUGGAGGAUGUCCAUAUGGAGGAAUUUCAAGUGUACCUGAAUUAUCCGAGAUCGGAUGGGAGACGUGUCGCCAUUGUUGAGCCCCCAGAGUUGGCUUGGGAGGCCUCUAUCGACGAGGAACAGGUCUACAAGGACCCUCCACGACAACAGACCCUCGUCUUCCAUGGACAUUCAAAGUCAGGCAAUGUGACCGGACCCCUUAUUUAUGCCAACUACGGAUCCCGUGAAGAUUUCAAAUUGCUCGCCGACCGCGGAAUUUCGCUUGAGGGGUCCAUAGUAUUGGUUCGAUAUUACGGUUCUCAGGGCGAUCGCGCACUGAAAGUUAAGGCUGCCGAGCUGGCGGGGGCAGCCGGCUGCAUUAUCUAUUCCGAUCCUGCUGAAGACGGCUUCGUGCGGGGUCCGGCCUAUCCAGAGGGACGUUAUAUGCCCAAGGAUGGUGUGCAGAGAGGAGCAGUGAGUUUGAUGUCCUGGGUAGUAGGAGACGUCCUCUCUCCAGGCUUCCCGUCGACUCCCGAGGAGGCAAAGCGAUUGUCCCCCGAAGAAAGCUCCGGGUUGAACCAGAUACCCAGCAUACCCAUCGCCUGGCGCGAUGCACAGCGGCUAUUGCAGGUCCUCAAGGGGCAUGGUUCAGAAGUGCCGCCUGAAUGGGUGGGUGGUGUCCCAGACAUUGGUGAAUGGUGGACAGGAGAUCAGUCCUCACCCAAAGUCAACCUGAUGAAUAUCCAAGACGAGGUCGAGCGACAGCCGAUUUACAAUGUCAUUGGCAGGAUUCCGGGCAUGGAACAGCCUGAAAAGAAGAUUGUCGUUGGCAACCAUCGGGAUUCGUGGUGUUUUGGAGGUGUCGAUCCCGGCAGCGGUACCGCGGUGUUCUUGGACAUCGUGAGAGUCUUUGGCGAACUGCGCACUCUAGGCUGGCGGCCACUUCGCACCAUUGAGUUUGCAAGCUGGGAUGGCGAAGAAUACAACCUCAUAGGCUCCACUGAACACGUGGAGAAUGAAUUGGAAAGUCUUCGCCGGGAUGGAUUUGCCUACGUGAACGUCGAUGUUGGUGUGAGUGGAACGGAAUUUGAAGCUUCUGCAUCCCCUGUCUUUCAACGUAUCCUCCUCCAGAUCCUGGGUAGGGUGGUGGAUCCGGCAGCAAAUAAGACGCUCAAGGAGAUCUGGGAAGAGAAAGGGAAGAGACUCCCAGGCCUGGGUGCGGGUAGUGACUAUGUGGCGUUCCAAGACAUCGCAGGAACAUCGAGCAUCGACAUUGGAUUCACUGGCGAGCCUUUUCCAUAUCAUAGCUGCUACGAAAACUUCGAGUGGAUGUCGAAAUUCGGGGAUCCUGGCUUCCAGUACCAUCGCAUGCUGGGUGAGGUGUGGGGUCUCUUAGUUUUAGAGCUUGCAGACAAUCCGAUCCUGCCGUUUGAUA